Papaver somniferum (opium poppy) is the source of this 453-nucleotide messenger RNA. Its product is annotated as nucleolin-like. The record is from RefSeq and is a predicted model, not a curated record. The coding region runs from base 1 to 453 and encodes 150 amino acids. Lineage: Eukaryota; Viridiplantae; Streptophyta; Magnoliopsida; Ranunculales; Papaveraceae. The transcript has 3 exons.
AUGAGUAGAAGAGCGCUUGAAGAUUGUCAUGGGACUUCCGAAGAAGAUGCGAAUUACAUGGAAUGGUAUCAAGAGUAUGCUCAUCCUUAUGCGGAAAAUUUGGAUCCGGAGGUGCAGAGACAUUUCAAGAAUGCAGAAAAAGAGAGUUCAAAAUCAAAGGAAUCAAUGAAUGAAGAACAUGAUUGGGAGAAGAUGGUGGUCGAACGAAUUAAUUGGGGUAGUCAAGGACAUCACCCAUACCCCCCCCCCCACCGUGAGCAAGUUCAAUCUAAGCAAGGAAAAGGCGCUCGAGGUGGUAGAGGUGAAAAAGGUGGUCGUGGUGAAAAAGGUGGUCGUGGUGGAACAAGUGAAAAAGGUGGCCGUGCUGGAACAAGUGCUCGAGGUGGACGUGGUGGAGGUAAAAAGAUUCCAAUUCAAGGUGGCAGCGGUCGAUGUAAAAAUCUAGAGUUGUAG